GAAACGAAUGGAGGAAAUCGUUGUUACCUAGCAACCAACAGAUUGCUGGUAAAUUGUGGACAUCAAGAGAAAAUCCAAUCUUAAAUUUGUGUUUACUUCUAUAAAAUGACCGAGGAAAAAAAGGACAAAGAGAAGGCACCGUUUGAUGACAGUGCCUUUGAUGCCUUGGAGAAGGACUUUCAAGAGGUUUUGGCUGAACUGGCUGGAGACAGAAGCCUUGAAAAGUUUCGCUUGGAAUAUGAAAAACUUCACAAAGCCUUAAAAAAAUCUCAUGAAAGUGAGCGCAGACUUAUGCAAAAAUGUCGUGAGCUGAAUGCAGAAAUAGUUGCCAACUCAGCUAAAGUGGUCACUGCCCUCAAGUUGUCUCAAGAUGACCAGGCUACUAUUGCAUCACUUAAGAAAGAGGUGGAAAAAGCCUGGAAAAUGGUGGACGCUGCUCAUGAAAAAGAGGCCAAGUCCAAAGAAACUGCACAGAGGUUGAAGACUGAGAUAGAACAGCUGAGUAAACUGGUGGAGCAGGGGGCUGGACUCACUAUGGGCCAGGAGCACAGUGUCAAUGAGCUGUUGAAGCUGAAAGAGGACCUGACCAAGGAGAGGGACGAGCAGCUCCAGGAGAUCACCCGACUGAGAGAAAAUCUGGCCGACGCCCACACGCGCCAACAAAAGCUGGAGACAGACAAGGCUGACGCUGAGGAAAAAAUCAUGCAGUUGAACACAGACAUCCAGAUGAGGAACAAUGAGGCCCAGCGGGAGGCGCGCAAGAGAGACAAGCUAGAGCGAGACCUGACCCAGGCCAAGGCUGAGCUGGACGCCAAAAACUCGGACAUUAAAAAAAUGGUGACACAGAUUGAACACUACAAGGAGGAGAAAGAAAUAUUGGACCAGCAGCUCAAGGAACAGAGGGUUCUGAGUGAACGAACUCUAAAAGACUCGGAAGUUCUCAACGCGCGACUGAUGAAAUUAUCAGCUGAAUAUGAAAGUCAGCUGAUCAAUGCUGAUAGCUUAGCUCAGGAGAACCAGUCCAAAGCAACAGACCUUAAGCAAAAAGAAGAAGAGCUGAGCAUGCUGAAGUCAGAGAGCCAAAGACAGAACAAGAUGAGGGAGACGCUGCAGCGCAAGCUGCGCACAGUGGAGGACAGCAAGACAGAAGUGGAGCAGCAGAAGGAGACCCUCAAAUCUCAGAUCAGUGCGCUGGAGCGUGAAUUGGAGCUGGCCAAGAAGAAAACAGAAGCAGACAAGAAAAGUAUUGAUGACCUUAUUAGAGAAAGGGACAUUCUUAACAAGAACUUGCUGAAAGCUGCCGGUGCCACCCAGAAGCAGCUCCACCUGGUCAAGCUACAUGACCAGUCCAAGAAGAACCUGGAGCAGGAGAUUGCCAACUACAAGGACGAGGCCCAGAAGCAGAGGAAGAUCAUCUACCAGCUGGAGAAGGAGAGAGACCGCUACAUCAACGAGGCUAGCGACCUGACACAGAAGGUCCUGCAACACAUGGAGGAUGUCAAGGUCAGAGAGAUGCAAAUCUUUGACUACAAGAAGAAAAUAGCUGAGGCAGAGACCAAGCUGAAACAGCAACAAAAUUUGUACGAGGCUGUCAGGUCGGACAGGAACCUGUACAGCAAGAACCUCAUCGAGUCACAGGACGAGAUCACAGAGAUGCGGAGGAAGCUGCGGAUCAUGAGCCACCAGAUAGACCAGCUGAAGGAAGAGAUCCAGGCCAAGGAGGCCGCGCUGGUCAAAGAGACGCUGGUCAAUCAGCAGGUGGAGAAGGAGAAGGACACACUCAAGGCAGAGCUCCAGAAGAUGAAGCAGCAAGCCCUGGAGAGCAAGUCCCACAUAGAAGCCCAGGAAGCUGAAGAAAAAAAGUUGUUGGCCAUCAUCAGAGAGGCCGACGCUGAACGUGUGCGACAGAAGAAAGAAUUGGACCAGGUGAUCAGUGAACGUGACAUCCUGGGCACCCAGCUGGUGCGACGUAACGAUGAGCUGGCUCUCCUGUACGAGAAGAUCAAGAUCCAGCAGUCUGUGCUCAACAAGGGGGAGAUCCAGUACAACCAGCGUCUGGAGGACAUCAGGAUCCUCAAGCUGGAGAUCAAGAAGAUGAGGAGGGAGAAGGUCAUCCUGCAGAAAAGUGUGGCCAAUGUGGAAGAUUUGAGGCGCGAGGUGUACCACAUCCAGAGGGAACUCUUGAGGGAGAGGACACGGUGUAAGGCUCUGGAGGAGGAACUGGAGAAUCCAAUGAACAUCCACAGGUGGAGGAAGCUUGAGGGCAGCGACCCGGCCACGUUUGAGAUGAUCCAGAAGAUCCAGACCCUGCAGAAGAGGCUGAUCCAGAAGACGGAGGAGGUGGUGGAGAAGGAGCUGCUCAUCCAGGAGAAGGAGAAACUUUACCUGGAGCUCAAGCACAUUCUGGCGCGCCAGCCUGGCCCUGAGGUGGCAGAACAGCUGGCCAUAUACCAGCAGACAUUGAAGGAAAAAACCAAGCAGAUGAAGGGCAUGGCCUCAGAGCUGAACAUGUACGAGGCACAGGUGGCGGAGUACAAGUACGAGAUAGAACGGAUAGCCAGAGAACUGCAGGAGGUGAAAAAGAAAUAUUUUAUGCAGAAGAAAAAAGAACAGCAGCAAAAGGAGCGUGAGCGGGCCAUGCUGCAGGCAGAAGGUCCAGCCAUCAUCUCCCAGAGAACAGACGCCCCCAGGUUCACAGGCGGAGGAUUUAACUUAAAGACCACAAAGUCUGCUGCCUAAUUUUUACAUCAGCAAGUCAUCAACCUAAACAAGUUUCAACCUAAACAAAUCAUCAACCUAAACAAGUUUCAACCUAAACAAGUUUCAGCCUAAACAAGUUUCAACCUAAACAAGUUUCAGCCUAAACAAGUUUCAACCUAAACAAGUCAUCAACCUAAACAAGUUUCAACCUAAACAAAUCAUCAACCUAAACAAGUUUCAACCUAAACAAGUUUCAGCCUAAACAAGUUUCAACCUAAACAAGUCAUCAACCUAAACAAGUUUCAACCUAAACAAGUUUCAGCCUAAACAAGUUUCAGCCUAAACAAGUUUCAACCUAAACAAGUCAUCAACCUAAACAAGUUUCAGCCUAAACAAGUUUCAACCUAAACAAGUCAUCAACCUAAACAAGUUUCAACCUAAACAAGUUUCAACCUAAACAAGUUUCAACCUAAACAAGUUUCAGCCUAAACAAGUUUCAACCUUAACAAAUUUGAACCUUUACAAAUUUGAACCUAAACAAUUUUAAACCUAAACAAUUUUCAACCUAAACAAGUCAUCCACUUGAUAGACAUAACUCAGAGGCAUAACUUUUUAAAAAUAAUUUGAGGAAGAAAGAAAAAUGCAAAUACAAAAGAUUAAUGGGAAUACAAAAGAAAAAUGGGAAUACAAAAUAUUAAUGGGAACCCUGACACUUUUUUUGUGUGUCUUUGCUUGCUUUAAACCUCUCUUAAUCUUAAUAUUAGAAAGAUUUUUGGUAAAAACUGGGUUCUAGUAAAGGUGUUGAUCAUCUGGUGAUAUUUUGGUGGACAUUUUGGACAGAUUGGUCCUAGAAUAUAGGGUCUGUUACACCAGAGUGCUUUAGAAGUGCUAAAGACUUUGUGUGUGAUCCUUGAAUGAUUGUAUUAUUUCUGUUAUAAAAAGUUUUUAUAAAUAAAUACAUUUUUGUUAUACAAGAAAUUUUGUGUCUGUUA
Molecule: messenger RNA, 3692 nt
Organism: Physella acuta
Lineage: Eukaryota; Metazoa; Mollusca; Gastropoda; Physidae
Product: cilia- and flagella-associated protein 58
Cellular component (GO): cytoskeleton
Source: RefSeq, a predicted model, not a curated record